GUCCUCCAUAGUGUUUAACCCACUUUCCAGCUGUAAACAACAUGGCGCUGCAGUCCAUAAAGUAUGAGCGAGGAAGUCUUCUGGUUUUGGAUCAGUUGUUACUGCCAGCACACAAGGAAUACAUCGACGUCAAGCACACACGGGACGGAUGGGAAAUUAUAAAGAAGAUGCAGGUCCGUGGAGCACCAGCAAUAGCUAUAGCAGGAUGCCUUAGUUUGGCGGUGGAAUUAACAAACAAGGAGUUCGAGACACUGCCAGAACUAGCAUCAUUCAUCAAGGACCAACUGCAGUAUCUGGUAACCUCCAGACCAACUGCUGUCAACAUGCUGAACGCUACCAAGACCUUGAGCGCGAGUGUUGACGAACUCGUGGCCACCAACACGCUCACUGUGGACAUUGUGAAGGAAAGAAUCAUCGAAGAGAUAGAAUGCAUGAUGUACCAAGACAUUAGCGUGAACAAGAGCAUGGGUUGGUUCGGCGCUGAGCACAUUCUCGAGAGAUUCCACGACCAGUCUGUCAAUAUUCUAACCCACUGCAACGCUGGGGCUCUGGCUACUGCUGGCUAUGGUACUGCAUUGGGUAUCAUCCGGACACUGCACGAAAGGAACCGAAUCAAACGCGUGUACUUCACGGAGACUCGCCCGUACAAUCAAGGAUCCCGGCUGACGGCCUACGAACUGGUUCACGACAACAUCCCCGCCACCCUGAUUUGCGACAGCCACGCCGCCAUACUGAUGAAACUCCACGACAUAUCGGCGGUCGUGGUCGGCGCUGACCGAGUUGUGGCCAAUGGGGACACGGCUAACAAAGUGGGCACCUACCAGCUCUCCAUCGUGGCUCGGCAUCAUGAGGUGCCAUUCUACGUGAGCUGUCCUUCGUCCACCUUUGACCCGACCAUGGAGACUGGGGAGGAGAUAGUUAUAGAAGAACGACCACAUAUAGAGAUGACCGAGACGAAAGGAAUCAGAAUAGCUGCUCCCGGCAUCAACUGUUGGAACCCUGCCUUUGAUGUCACUCCAGCAGAACUUAUCACUGGAGGAAUUGUUACGGAAUUUGGUGUUUUUAAACCAGGCGAACUCAAAGAACAACUUGCACGUUUCACGAUCUAAGCAGAGUUAAACAAUUUAAUUCCCAUUGUCUUCGGAAGUGAUUUUGUUUUGUGGGGUGGGGUGGGGCGGGGAGGGUAAGCGAAUUGAUAUAUUAUUGGCCCACCCAUGUGCUAGUAUCUUUCGACGCCUAUGCUUCCUAAUUGUGAGAUGUGUUGGGUUGCCGCUAUUCCCUUUUUAUAACAAAGGAAUAAUUAAGAUCAUAAAUUGUAUAUUUUUUAAUGGUAGGCUUUCUGCCUGGAUUUUGUAGAUUAUAUUUUGUAAUAUUGUGCACUUACCAUUUUAUGACAUGCAUGUACAGCGGAACAGGUGUCCGGUGUGAAUCAUUUUCCACUCGGUCCACCCGUAAGGACAGACCCUAUACAGUCAUAUAGGGUUAUGUGUCGAAAAGCAGAGACAAAUAUGUUGUUAGUUUUAGUGUAAAGACACAUGAAUAUAAGGAAACGUCUUCGAAAUGGAAUAACAUAUGUUCUUAUUCCAACGAGAACCCGUUAUAGAAGUAAUCUACUGUUUGAUAUAUUGCCGUUUAACUCGGAUCUCACUUGCUGACACACGCUCAGUACCACACAGUGAUGCACGCGGCAUCAAGUCUUUAGUACCAGAUAUUAGACUCAUUGAAUGAUUUUAUGUAUAUUUUAUGAUGCGAAAAUCAACCAUAAUUAAUUAUGUACAUAUAUCAACCAUAAUAAACCAUAAAAUAUA
Molecule: messenger RNA, 1808 nt
Organism: Gigantopelta aegis
Lineage: Eukaryota; Metazoa; Mollusca; Gastropoda; Neomphalida; Peltospiridae
Product: methylthioribose-1-phosphate isomerase-like
Exons: 5
Coding region: 42-1109 (355 amino acids)
Molecular function (GO): S-methyl-5-thioribose-1-phosphate isomerase activity
Source: RefSeq, a predicted model, not a curated record